Messenger RNA from Mizuhopecten yessoensis (Yesso scallop), 2960 nucleotides. RefSeq lists its product as uncharacterized. Gene Ontology annotation, cellular component: membrane. NCBI's taxonomy places the organism in Eukaryota, Metazoa, Mollusca, Bivalvia, Pectinida, Pectinidae. The record is from RefSeq and is a predicted model, not a curated record. Bases 52 to 1809 code for a protein of 585 amino acids. The transcript has 11 exons.
UCCAGUUAACGAAGCAUACACAUCCUCUCAAACACGUUAAAUAACACCAAUAUGGCAGUUUAUUCAGACCGCUUGUUAUGGAGGACUUACUAUGUGCUGUUGCUUUUCGUUUCGGUGGACAUAGCUUCAUCAGGUAACGUGCGACUGUAUGGACAUAAAACCAAGUACGAGGGAGGAAUAGAGAUAUACUACGACUCCCUACAAACCUGGAACCCGUUAUGUGGAGACUGCUGGACAAACUACUCCGCCAACGUGGCCUGUAAGGAACUGGGAUUUAGUGGCGGUAUACGGGCAAAUAUACCUUUUAGUAGGCCAGGAGUAAUAACAGCUUAUUUUGACUGCCCUACUGGAAAUGAAGCCAACCUUUCGAGUUGCGCAUUUUACACAUAUCCACAAUGCAAUCCUUGUAUUACAGCGGCAGGUGUUUUGUGUGCAGUUGAUGGAGGUUGGAGUCAGUGGAGUUAUUAUGGAGGUUGUUCAGCGACUUGCGGCGAGGGGGUUCAGAAGUGGAUUAGGUCGUGUAACAAUCCAACACCUCUAAAUGGCGGAUUUAUAUGUGCAGGCAGUAACAUAUCUCGUGGAAUAUGUAACGAAAGGAUAUGCCCAAUUUAUGGAGGUUGGAGUCCAUGGAUGUCUUAUGGACCUUGUUCAGUGACUUGCGGGGAGGGGGUUCAGACCGAAAAAAGGUUGUGUAACAAUCCAACACCCCAAUAUGGUGGGUCGGCAUGCGCAGGCAGAAACAAAAUUGUUGGAUUCUGUAACGAAAGGCCAUGCCCAAAAACAUGGAACGAAAGCUGUUUGAUGAAUUCCGACUGCACUGAUCACCUGACAUGUAACGACAGGUAUAAUACCUGUGAUUGUAUGCGUGUAACGGACGUUUGGGAUCCAGUUCAUAUGAUAUGCCUAUCAAGUUUGGAGUUCCUUGCGAUAUAUUCACCAGAGAGACUAGACUUCGCCUCUGCUACCAAGUACUGCACUAACAAUAUGACAGGCUUCCUGGCUACUCGCGACUUCAUGAAUAACAUGUUCCUCACAUGCAUGGACACUAACCAUGAUAUAUGGCUGGCCAACACCAUAGAAACAACGAGUACAAACGAUGGAGAAACUAAUGAGGUGGGAAUGUGUACAACAGGCGGUGUAAUCCAAGCGUCCGAAAUGUUGUUGACGAGUGUGAACUGUAGCGAGAACCGAAAUUUUGUUUGUGUCGUCAACAGAACACACAUGCCCUUGGUAACCAAUGAGACCUUUUGUUCCGGAUUUAUCAGUGUCCAAUUAAACACUGACAGCGGUGACAUCCCGUUAGGUACUAUGGUCGUCGCGGUAGUUACCUGUGCAAUGGUGUUACUAGUGGCAGCUGUCAUCAUCUGUAUCUUACGAAAUAAACUGUCCAAGGGCGGUACAACUAGCGGUUCCAUAAAUACUGAACUAGAGGUUAGAUACAACAACACUGCUACUCCGGUCGCCGACCAGGAAGACCCUGAUCACCUGUCACAUGAGGAGGCUGGUCCAGCGAUAGAAACCGAUCACUAUGGUUACGGAAUUCUGGGUAAAACUUCAGGGGCUGAGAGGAAUCCCGUAGGAAUUGAUGACGACGACUUUUACUCUCACACAAACACAAAUCAACCAUUCGGUAGUGAAUACGAUGUCUUUGAGAGGAAAAAAGAAGAUAGGGACGAGUCGGGUAUCUACGAUCACACUAAACCUGGGGGGAUGGAAGAAGGACAAUAUGACGAAUUCCAAGAUCCAAAAUCGUCGUGUGUGAACAACGACGAUUUUAUCUACAAUACAGACACCGAUGAGUUCCCAUAAACAAAAAUACUUUAUCUAGUUGUCCUCCAUCUUCAGUUCGAAUGAGCGGAAGAUGUUUUCAGUCCGUCCUUUUACCAAACAUUCUUUGUACCAAUAACUUACCUAGAAUGUUAAUAUAUACAAUAUUCCAACAUUGAUAAGAGAUAUGCGAAAUUCAUAAUUAUUUGUUUAGGUUUUGGGUACAUGUAUUUCUUCAAUUUCAAUUUCUCUUAAUAUUGAUAUAUUUUAGUCAAACUAUAAUGGUGUGCUGGCCAAUUUCAAUUAUUAGCAUAAUAUGUGCGUAAUAAGGAUAUGGGCACUUCCUCCUUUGUGACAGAUUGUUCGUCUCCGAUUAACAUCUUUUGUAUUUGUCAUUGAUUUGCACUAGGUUUGAAAUGAGUUUUGCAUAAUGUCCAUGCCCGGUGCAGUUUUGAAAAGGACUGAACUAUGAACAUUGUCAACGAUAUUAAAGGAACUCAGUUUGGUUGUCGUUAACCUUCCCUAAUGACAUACACGUUUUCACCCCAUUAGAUAUAAAGUAGUAUUACUAUUAUCAUAAGAAGAUGGUUUAAAUCUGUGUAAUUACGGACUUUGGAUAUUUUUCACUUUGUUUCAGAAAAUCAAAUAUCACUACAAAUCAAUCGUAAAUAUGAAAAAGAUUAAUAGAAUCUUCCCCUACCUUGAAGGUGUGAUAGAGAAAUCUCAACCCCGAGGGGUGAUUUUUUUGGUUGCCUAACCCGAGGCCCUGCCGAGGGUAAGAUAACCAAAGAAAUUACCCCGAGAGUUGGAGAUAACUCUGUGACACCCUCAAGGUAGGGGAUGAUUGUUUUUCUCCCAAUCCGUUAUUUCAGUCACAACUCCACCAUCAGUAGCGUAAACAAAAACACCUGUUGAUGACGUCACAAUUACCAGUAACGCAUUUUAAUGACGUCUCAAUUAAACACGUGCUAAUCGGCACGAGGUUAACUUCCCCCUCGGGGUUGACAAGCUGAUCUUUCCCGACUAAAACGGGAGACACACCUGUGAAGGAUGGGAGAAAUUCAUAUCCAUAUGUACUGCUUUAUUUCAGAACAUUUUGUAGUAUAUAUCUAUAUAGUAAUUGUAUACAUUUACAUACACAUAUUUAUACUGGAUUAUAUCAUUAUAUUUUUUCAAAUAUAAUUCUUAAACCU